UCGUUGUGUUAAGGAGAUGAGAGGCGGGGUGCUUGGCUAUGCUGAGGAGGGUUAAUGAAUAGUAAGGGGGUGGUAAAUGUAUCGGGUGGCGGUGAUGUGCGGGCAGGGGGCGGACUGCUGCCAGCCGGCCCGGACUCUCCCCCCUGCCACUCCUCUGUGGACGGCUCAGUCCGCGAUGGAGCCCGGGACAUGAGAGCACACACACGGGACUCACUCUCUUCACGCGUGGGGUUCUCAUGUGGAAGUGUGGGAGAAGUGUGCAUGGCUCGACAGACCUUUAGAGAGCAAGAAUGAAAAUACCAUGUGGCCACUACACACAUAGAUUGAGACACAGGUGCUUCCUGUUUUCUCUGUCUCUGCUGGCGGUCUGUCUGCUCAAGCUGGUCUACAUCAAAGUGAGGGUGAGGGACAGCGUCUAUAUCCAGCCCUAUGGAAUCCCUGAUAGCUUCUCCAGGACCCACGACCACAAGUAUGACGUCAACUGCACAGCCAUCUACGAGCUGGACCCUGUGGAGAUCGGCAAAGUUCUCCAGAUCAAACGGAAAGCCAUUGUUGACGUCGACGAUGACACCACCGUGAGUCUGACCUCGGACUGCCAAACCUUUCUCAAAGCCCGGGGUUACAAUGAGGCUCCGGUGUCGGCUGCAGAGCGCAGCUUCCCAUUGGCUUACUCUCUGGUGGUGCAUAAGAACGCCCCCAUGGUGGAGCGAAUCCUUCACGCCAUCUACGCACCGCACAACAUCUACUGCAUCCACUAUGACCAGAAGUCAUCUCCAGCGUUCAUAAAGGCCAUCACCAACCUGGCUCGGUGCACUCGAAAUGUGUUCAUCGCCUCUAAACUGGAGUCUGUGGAAUAUGCCCACAUCAGCAGGCUAAAUGCCGACCUGAACUGCCUCCAUGACCUGCAGAGGUCAGAGGUCAACUGGAAGUACGUCAUCAACCUGUGUGGCCAGGACUUUCCUCUCAAGUCCAACUACGAGCUAGUGCUGGAGCUGAAGCGGCUGAACGGCAGCAGCAUGCUGGAGUCCAGCCGGCCCAGCGGACUCAAGAAGCAGCGCUUCAGCUUCCAGCACGAGCUGAAGAACGUGCCUUUUGAGUACCGGCGCAUGCCGGUCAAAACCACGGUGCUCAAAGACGCUCCUCCUCACGGCAUCGAGAUGUUCAUCGGCAGCGCUUACUUUGUCCUGUCGCGGGAUUUUGUGAAUUAUGUCAGCAGCAGCCAGGUGGCAAAGGACUUCCUGGCAUGGUCGGCUGACACAUACUCACCAGAUGAACACUUCUGGGCCACCCUGGUCAGGGUCCCCGGGGUGCCGGGACACAUUCCCAGGUCCGAGACUGACAUUACAGAUCUGAGGAGCAAGACAAGACUAGUCAAGUGGAACUAUUUAGAAGGAAAUCUUUACCCAGCGUGCACCGGUACACACAUGCGCAGCGUUUGCAUCUACGGAGCGGCUGAACUUCGCUGGCUCCUCAACUACGGCCACUGGUUUGCUAACAAAUUUGACCCCAAAGUGGACCCGAUCCUGAUUAAGUGUUUGGAGGAGAAGCUGAUGGAAAAACGUCAAAAAGUGCAAACAUGACACUGACGGGAUCAGGAAAUGUGGCGAGGAGCGCCUGCGUUUAUUCCGGCAAAGGUGCAAAAUGACAUCAGACUUCAUCGACUCAAUCAUUGGACACAAGCACAGCUUUGAGAUGAUGGCACUUGACUUGAGUAUAUUUUAAUUUUGUUAAUUAGAAAACAUUGAACUUGUUAAGGUAUAGAG
Etheostoma cragini (Arkansas darter) is the source of this 1763-nucleotide messenger RNA. It is a transcript of the gene gcnt4a, whose product is annotated as glucosaminyl (N-acetyl) transferase 4a. The transcript is spliced from 3 exons. Gene Ontology annotation, cellular component: membrane. Gene Ontology annotation, molecular function: acetylglucosaminyltransferase activity. The record is from RefSeq and is a predicted model, not a curated record. The coding region runs from base 291 to 1580 and encodes 429 amino acids. Lineage: Eukaryota; Metazoa; Chordata; Actinopteri; Perciformes; Percidae.